UACGUUCCCUGGUUUUUCCGACGCUCCGACGGCCCGGCUGGUGCAUACAUAUUUUAAAUUUUUGUUCACAUGUGCUUCUGCCACGAGCACAUAAAAACAAGCUGAAACCCCUCGACUUUAUACCCCGCCCAUAGUAAGGAUGAGGAGCUCAUUUGUUCUGCUAUCCUGGAUCUCCGGUAUCCAUGCUUGGAAAACAUUCAUAGUUCCCCAUCAUGGCGGCGACGACACACCAGGACUGACAGCUGCUCUCGCUAACGCCAAUUUAACCUCAAACACCACGAUCCUCUUCCAAAAAGGCAUUACAUACAACAUUUUCACACCCGUUACCUUCCCGGUUUUGCAGAACGUUGAAGUACGUAUUGAGGGGAACUUGACGUUACCUGAGGAUAUUUCAACUGUUCAGGGAAUUGUCGGAGGUUCGUCUUUUCCAGGUGCAUGGUUUACAUUUACGGGUGGUACAAACGUUACACUCCGGGGAUCUACAAACCCACACUGGGGUUGGGUUGACGCGCAUGGGCAAGCUUGGUGGGACGCAAAUAAUCAAGUAAAUCGUCCCCACGGUUGGCGGUUCUCAAAAAUCGACGGUGGUGUUAUCCGGGACAUGAAAUUAUGGAAACCUGUCGCGUGGAAUUUUGCUACCAGUGGAUCGAACAACAUACAUGCUUUCAAUAACAAGAUCAUCGCGGUGUCGGACACUGAGUCCUUCCCAUUCAAUACGUGCUUUCUUUUUCUGUGUAGAGAUGGUUUCAGCGCCGGUGGUACCAACAUGUUAUUCGAGAACAAUCACAUCGAAAACGGAGACGACUGCUUAACGGUCGGAUCUGGUUCAAAGAACAUCCAUUUUAGGAACUCCUACUGUAGCGGUGGACAUGGUUUAUCCAUCGGGUCACUCGGGAAAGGAGGUAGUGUUGCCGAUGUUCAGGACGUUUUGAUUGAAAACAUCGUUAUGGAGAAAUCCCUUUACGCCGCAAGAUUCAAGAGUUGGACCGGUGGUAACGGGCUUGCUCGAAACAUUACAUGGAGAAACAUUCACUUCCGGGAUGUCCCAUUUCCGAUCUACGUCACUCAGAACUAUUGGGAUCAAGGUGUUGGUCCUAAACCAAACACGUCCGAGUCAGCAAUCAACAAUACGCACAUUCAGGAUUUCAUGUUCGAAAACUUCUCCGGGACGAUUAAGGAUGUUCCAUACGUCGAAGGUUCCUGUGUAACAGAUCCAUGCUGGUACGCUGUUGCGAACGCGACUGGAAAAGAAGUCAUUAUCUUCGAUCUCUAUCCCAAAACGGCAACGAAUAUCGUAGCCAAGAACGUUCACGCUGUGACAGAAACCGGAGCAGAAGUUGCUGCUAUGUGUGAUCCAACAACAAUAACGGGGAAUGUCGGGUUCAGAUGUCAAAAUGGACCUUUUAAACCAAACCGCGUCUAGGGUUCGGAGCAUUAGUAUACAAAGAGAGGGGGUGAGGAAACCUAUGUACAAGAUUGUAAGCUACGGGCCAGGAAUAUCAUAAAACUGCGUCCGCGAGUACGAAGAAUUUACGCCAUUCAGCUGCUGUUUCACCGCUCUCCACCGCGCAACAUUCAA
Marasmius oreades (fairy-ring Marasmius) is the source of this 1579-nucleotide messenger RNA. RefSeq lists its product as uncharacterized. Gene Ontology annotation, biological process: carbohydrate metabolic process. NCBI's taxonomy places the organism in Eukaryota, Fungi, Basidiomycota, Agaricomycetes, Agaricales, Marasmiaceae. The transcript is spliced from 13 exons. Gene Ontology annotation, molecular function: polygalacturonase activity. The record is from RefSeq and is a predicted model, not a curated record. The coding region runs from base 140 to 1423 and encodes 427 amino acids.